Messenger RNA from Metarhizium robertsii ARSEF 23, 744 nucleotides. RefSeq names its product RNA-binding domain-containing protein. Gene Ontology annotation, biological process: mRNA splicing, via spliceosome. Gene Ontology annotation, molecular function: RNA binding. Bases 1 to 744 code for a protein of 247 amino acids. Gene Ontology annotation, cellular component: nuclear speck. The record is from RefSeq and is a predicted model, not a curated record. NCBI's taxonomy places the organism in Eukaryota, Fungi, Ascomycota, Sordariomycetes, Hypocreales, Clavicipitaceae. The transcript is spliced from 7 exons.
AUGUCUCGCGGCGGCAACACCCUGUACGUUACCGGCUUCAGCCACGGCACCCGCGCUCGCGAUCUCGCCUACGAGUUCGAACGGCUCGGUGUCGCUCCAGAUCAGCCCCCGUCGUCUCGUCGUGCCUUCGUCUUCGUCGCAACCGCCUACCCGCCCCAAUUUGUCCCUCCCCAUGCUCUCUCCCACCUCUUUCACGUCGGUCGUCGCUAUGGACGUCUAGUCCGUUGCGAUAUUCCAGCUCCGAGGUCUUCAUCUAGCCGACUCUUCGCCUUCGUCGAGUAUGAGGAUCGACGAGACGCCGAUGAUGCUUACUAUGAGAUGCAUAACAAGCGUAUCGGUCGUGACGAUAUCCUGAAAAUUGAGUGGGCCAGAACUCCUCCUUCAGCAUCAUGGCGAUUCGAGUCCGGUCGUGACCGUGACCGUCGCGGUGGUGGUAGCGGCAGCGGCAGCGGCAGUGGUGGCGGCCGAUCUCCCCGUCGUGGCCGGUCCCCGUCGCCUCGACGGAGUACACGAGACUACUCUCCGCGCAAGGAUGACCGCCGUGACCGUGACCGCGACUACGACCGCGACAGCCGUCGAGAUCGCGACCGCUCUCGCAGCCCCGAUACUCGCGACCGCGAUCGUGAUGCUAAGGACGACCGUGAUGAUCGCGACCGCCGAGAAAACGGAACCAACGGCGAUGACAGAAAAGGCGACGAUAGCCCUCCUCCUGCUCGCGACGAUGAUCUUGAUGUGGCUGAGUAG